This is a messenger RNA of Peniophora sp. CBMAI 1063, 3090 nucleotides long. NCBI's taxonomy places the organism in Eukaryota, Fungi, Basidiomycota, Agaricomycetes, Russulales, Peniophoraceae. The record is from the annotation of a GenBank genome assembly.
AUGAGCUACUACGAUCCUCCGCCGGACCCUCCCUACUUCGCGUCUGCCGAACCUGAGGCCUCUAUACAACCUUCCACUUCCGCGCAGAACCAGAGCCCAGACGCUCCUACUUCCUCAUCUCUCCGAAAAUGCUCGGUGAAAAACUGCGGAAGAGAGCUGCCGGAAUCACACAAUGGUAAAAUGUGCGACGAGUGUCGCGGGCGUCAUCGUGUGUACGCUUCGACGAAGAGACAGAAGAGGAAGAUGGAGAAGAUGGCUGUGGGCUUGACAGGUCUGGCUGCUGCAGAAGGCGCGGUCUUCACGCCGCCCGAAUCUGGGCAUGGGCGCUCGAUUACACAGAUCGCGCAUCCGACGCCCUCCGGGCCAAUCGCCAGUGCGAGUUCAAGCGCCGCUGAUGGCGGAGAGUCAAGUCAGUCAGAUAUACAGACUCCGGCAGGCUGGCAUGCGCAGAUCGACCCUCGCCUUUUUCAGUCAUCGCCUUCCGGUAUUGGAAACGCUACCUCCUCACCGUCUCCCCAUCACGCCGAUCAUGAGGGAACACCCGACCAUGAUGAGCGGCAGUCGCCACCCCCUGACACGGGCGAGGCCUCGACGUCAAACAGUGCACCGACUCGAUACUGUUCAAUCAAGGGCUGCCGACAGGUUCUUCCUGCCGAGCACUCGUACAAGAUGUGCCAGUCAUGUCGCGACCGCUACCGCGAGUACGGGAAUGUGAAGCGAGAGAAGUGGAGGAAAAAUAAGGAGGCUGCUCUCGCGUCGCUUGAGGAGGCCCGUCUGGCCGAGGAACAGCGCCGAAAGGACGCAGGGUUACCGUCUCUGGCUGAACUACCAGCUCACGAGCGGAAGGUCUGGGAGGAGAAUCUGAUGCCUCGCGUUCCUCCACCUCCACCGGCUGGCACAUCGGCUCUCCCUCCCAUUCGGAUGUGCACAGUGUCUCAUUGUCAUGUCAUCUUGUCCGGGGACUACGAGUAUCGACGUUGCGAACAACAUCGUUAUCAGAACCGACACCAUAGCAAACUGAAACGGGUGCGCGAUAAGGAAGAGAAGGGAUUGCUUCAACCAGAACCUUCGUCGGGCCAAACUAAUGCUCGUGAGGUGGUCGUCGACGGCGCCGAAAGUCUUGAGGAUGUGGUGGAAGUAGUCUCUCGCGAAGAUCAUGUUUGCCAGAUAAAGGGCUGCUACAACUUCCUCGACCCCAAGACGCCCUGGCUUAUGUGCGACGUGCACCGGCAGAUAGACCAGGGAGUACGCCAACAACACCUACAACCUCCCUCCAGCGGUGCUGGACCUUCAGGUUCAACCCUUACGCCCCCCAGUCCAGCCAAGCUGAGUUCUGAGCAUGUGGAGGUAGAUCCUGCCGCCUCAGCUACGAUGCAGCAUACAUUGUAUGAGCAUGAGCACUCUGCAAGCCUUGCUACCUCUACAGCUGGUUCCUCAAGCGCACUUCCUCCACCAUCUUCCGUCCCAGACGAGCAGACGACUUCCUACAAAGAUCCCAGCGCCUCUACCGCUCAGCCUCAGUCCCGAGAGGCUACACCAGAUGAGACAUCUUCUGACCCGGCGGCGUCAAAGGACGUUCAUCUGCACCCCAAACUUCGCGUUCCGUACUUCUUCCACCCGGCGUAUGUCUCGUACCCCGGUCAUCCGCCCAUGCUCAUGUCCAUACCAUCACCGUUCGCACCGCCUGGGCCAGGCGGUCUUCCACCCAACCAAUUCGGACCGAGCCAAUUUGUUCAAUCGGGUAGCCCCUUCGUGCAAGGCGGUCCAUAUGCGUAUCCCUACAUGAUGCCCAUACCACCACCCACACAACCAAGUCCGUUCACGAACCCGAGUAGCGCGCCUAGUCCUUUCGCGUCGGCACCAUAUCCCAUGGCGCCUGGGUGGUAUGGUCCCCCACCCCCACCUUCCGAGCACCAGGAAGUUCCUGAAUCAGGGCCGCACUCUACUGCUGCUGUAGCACAAAACGCGAUAGCGGCUUCGCCAUCCGCAACAAGUCAACAUCCGCCCCCGGCAUCGCGGCCCGAAUCUUCGUUCAUGUCUACCAUGCCUCCCGCGUCACGUCCGCUGACAUUCAAGCAUGCUCCUGGCUCAUCGGUGUUCAAUGCACCUCCUACACAUCCUGAGCCUGGUUCGUCAGAGCGUCCGGCGCCUCCAUCUCCUACGGUCCCUGCGCCUGGACCCCUUCCUCCAUCUUCUUCGGCCUCUACACCUGCUGUCUCUAAUCGGCCACUCGAAGGCCAACAACAACCACACCAAGAUUCAUCGCGUUCACCUUCUACCCCUCCUCCUCCGUCAUCUGUACCAGCCUUUUAUAAUCCAGCCGUCGGCACCGCAGCGCUAGCGUCUGCGGAUAACACACUUGCUACUAUUCGACGUGGAAGCGAUCCAGCCUUCGCGCCGCCACCACGUCCUGGUGUGCGGCGCAGAAGUGCGGCCUUGGUUGGCAUGGCCGGGGACCUGGAAAUUGUUAUGUAUGACCCUAAAGCAUCUAAUCGGAAACGCAGGAGGCUCGAGGACGGAGACACAAGUCCGGAACCUACUCUGAGCUCGUCGAGUAUGACACCUGGACUGUCAAAUGAGACGCCUAUCUCUCUAGAUGAGGUGCUUGGGUUGUCUGCGGCAGGCAAACCACAUGGUUCAUCAAGCGCAACAUCUGCUCCUACGGGUCCUCAGACUGUUUCGUCGAGCACAGCAUUUAUUGCAACGUCCGCCGCAAAUGAAGCAGUCGAUGCCCCAAGUUCAACGAUCAUAACGCCGUCCCGCACGUCUGCUUCGCCCGCGCUCCCUGCAGCUGUCGGCGUUCCACCCUCUGAGAAUUUCGCAUCCCCCGACACGUCGCAACCCUCUGACACGCCAAAUAAUCACUCUCAGUCAACGCAGGCUACCCCUAUCGCCGUUCCACACAAGGCGGUGGCGACUCCAGUUGCAAGUCCAACAAGAGUCUGCGCCGGCGCACGCUGUCGACGUAAAGUGCGAGUUGGGGCACUCUGUGAACGCUGCGUGGGCAAGGCGAAGCAUGCGAAGCAGCUCUUGCGCGCGAGACACCGACUGGAGCCAGUAAAGAUUGGGAAGAAGAUCUCAAUACGGUAG